AUGAUGACUCCAAGGAAGAUGCUGCCAUUCACCGCUGGAGCUCUGCUUCUUCUUUUACCCUGGUUUGGUGGCCUGACCUCUGGAGAGCUCAGCGACAAAAAAUUUACCAUGUGCCAAAAGUUCUUCUACAAGAGAACUCCACCAAGGGGUUUUGGAACCGGACAUAAGGCGAUAUGCCAGCGCUACAAAAAUAAAUACCGCUUUGCAACCCUUUAUGAUCGUCAGAAACGUACAGCACUGUUCUCUGCAUACCUGAUGAGCUCCUCAAAUGAACCGAGGCCAGAUGGAACUUGGAUGUAUGAACCACAGUUGGUGUCUAAGACAGCUGAUCCUGAAAUGAAGCCUUUUCCAAAUCCUGUUGGCCAAAACAUGAAAAACAGCCAGGCUGUGCCUGAAGACUACACGAAUAAUAACUACACCAAGGGUCAUCUCGCUCCAUCCCAGCACCUGAACACAGAGGACGACCGUACAUCCUCCUUCACUCUGACAAACAUUGUUCCACAGAAAGCGGAGUCCAACAACGGGCCCUGGAGUGAUCUGGAGACAGAGGUUUUGAGAAGAUUCAAUACCUACUGCAAUGGACAGAUGUAUGUGCUCACUGGCACCAUACCUUAUAAGUCAAAAUGCCUGCUCAAGGGACGAGUGUCUAUUCCCGAGUACAUAUGGUCUGCUUACUGCUGCCCAUCCUUCAAAUCUGACCUUCCAAACGAUACGAGAAUCUUUUUCCCUACACAUGGUGCAUGGGGAAGAAAUGGUCCUUGCCCCGACAACAACACUGUGGAAGAAAAUCCCUCACCGUAUGCUGUGAGGAGGGUGUCUUUGCCGAGACUGCAGAGAUUCCUGAGAGAAAGGCUGGGCAUGACAGGCAGCCUGUUUUCCGGCGACUGUCAGAGUCCCAAGCCUUAAACUCACCCCUGACACACACGCAAAAGGGCAGCAUAAGAUUUCAGUUUCUGACUAAAUGUUCAAUUUAAAUGUCUCAUAUCAAUCUCACGAUGGCUGGGAAAUGAAUGCUCAUAAUAUUAUAUUGUGUAUUUUCAAAUAAAGGCUGAAGUGUGGAAACAA
Molecule: messenger RNA, 1065 nt
Organism: Mugil cephalus (flathead mullet)
Lineage: Eukaryota; Metazoa; Chordata; Actinopteri; Mugiliformes; Mugilidae
Product: endonuclease domain-containing 1 protein-like
Exons: 2
Coding region: 1-906 (301 amino acids)
Molecular function (GO): nucleic acid binding; metal ion binding; hydrolase activity
Source: RefSeq, a predicted model, not a curated record